Molecule: messenger RNA, 2138 nt
Organism: Lucilia sericata (common green bottle fly)
Lineage: Eukaryota; Metazoa; Arthropoda; Insecta; Diptera; Calliphoridae
Product: TWiK family of potassium channels protein 12-like
Exons: 8
Coding region: 336-1583 (415 amino acids)
Biological process (GO): potassium ion transmembrane transport; stabilization of membrane potential
Cellular component (GO): membrane
Molecular function (GO): potassium ion leak channel activity
Source: RefSeq, a predicted model, not a curated record
AGUAAUGAACGGUCUGGCAAACGGUGAAUAACGGAAAUUUUCGAAAAUAAACAACGAUCGGUGACUAUGAAACGAAAACAACGAGCGUGUAUAAGAACAAUUACCGAUCCAUGAGAUUUUGAAAAUUACCGUUUAAAAUCCUUAAUCCCUUUAAAGAAACUCAUGUUCAAUACGGAGAAUGUCAAACAAACUGGAAACGAAAUAUAAUUUAAUCAAUUCUAGAGGUCAUCCGAAAACACCUCUGAAACCUUUUACAAAAUAUCGAAGAAGAUUUAAAUAACACACAGAUAUAGUAUAAGCAAACGUUAAGACUUAAAGUGACGACGGCGUAAAAAAUGUCUACACCUCGUCAAUCGUUUCGCCGUGAAAGGAAAGAGAAACCACCCUUUCAACGUUUUAAGGAUCAUUUUCGUAAAUUUACCGCGUUUAUGUUUAGUAAUGUUGGCAUUAUAUUAUUGGUAAUAUUAUAUACAAUUGGUGGCGCCUUUAUAUUUCAAGCGAUAGAGAUUUUUGAAUACGAAAUCAGCAAAGAUGUGGUGCCCGAAAAGUAUGGUCUGUUAACGCGUAAUUUUACGGCCGAAUGUUUGGAGCGUAUAUGGCAGGAGACAUCGCAAAAUAUAGGAUUUUAUGAUGCGAAAAUGUAUAAGAGAAGAGUUAACGAAAUUUUACUGGAAUUCCAAAGAUCAGUUGUACACAAUCAUCUAGUGGGUCAAGACAUUAGUAAACAAUGGAGUUUUUCGGGAGCAUUUUUAUAUUCCUUAACCGUUAUUACAACCAUAGGUUAUGGCAAUAUAUCACCACGUUCCGAUUGGGGCAAAUUAGCCACCAUAGUCUAUGCCAUUAUAGGCAUGCCUUUGUUUCUUCUAUAUCUCUCAAAUAUUGGUGAUGUUUUAGCGAAAUCUUUUAAAUGGAUUUAUUCAAAAGUUUGCCUCUGUCGCAUUUGUCCGGGAGUGGCGAGAAGACGUUUAAUACGCGAACGACGUAAACUACGACAAAUGAUGAUGAGUAAAGCGCUGGCCGAUAUGGAAGAAUCAAGACGUAGUAAAUAUGAUUCCUGCACUAGCAGUAGCAAUAGCUCGGAGAGUGCUACUAGUUAUUAUAGCGAAGAAAGUGAAACUUCUUCCAGCUCUUCCAGAAGUCUAGGACGUGGUCGAGAGUCCAAUGGUUUAGAUAUGUUAGAUUUAUUUGAGGACGAUGAUGAUUCCGAUAUUGAGCGCGAAAUAAAAGGUAGUACAGAUGAGAUAACAGUACCUUUAACAGUGUGUGUUUUCAUAAUGAUAAGCUAUAUUUUAUGGGGUGCUUUACUAUUUGGUCAAUGGGAAUCUUGGGGAUAUUUAGAUGGCAGCUAUUUCUGUUUUAUAUCCUUAAGCAGUAUUGGUUUUGGUGAUCUAGUGCCAGGUGAUCGUGUGAUAACCGCCGAUAAAGACAAAGUCGAAGUCAGCUUUAUUUUAUGUGCCGUUUAUCUUUUAUUGGGCAUGGCUUUGAUUGCCAUGUGUUUCAAUUUAAUGCAGGAACAAGUUAUUCAUAAUAUCCGAGCCAUUAAACGUGCUUUUAAAGCUUGUUUUCGUUGCAAGAAAAGGUAGAAAAAAUAUUCUACACAACUCUCUAUGCCACACUAUGUGUUCCCGGGAUCAACGUAUAGAAAUUAAGAGACAUUUAAUUAAAUGUUAUUUAUUGUUUUUAUUUAAAUUAUUAAGUAUUUUUUAAGUAGUUAUAUUUAAGAUUUUUUUUUAAUAGAUAUUCUUUAGUUUAUAGUCUUUAGUUGCCAUCUAAUUAUAAAUAACUUAUAAUUAAUGUUAUUGUUAUUUAAAGAAAAUUGUGGUUAAAAUUCAAACUCGAAGAAAGGAUUCUUUUUCUAAAUUUAAAUUAAUUUAAAUUUCUAUAAUAAGUUUAUUGUUUUUAAAUUUAUAUUUAAUAUUGUAUAUACAUAUAAUUGUUUGAUAAAUCUUUCCCUCCAAUAUUUCAUAAUUAAUAAGAAUAAUUUUGUAAAUAUCUAUAUUUUAGAAAUACAUGAAAUGUUAUAUAAGCUGGCUACGUUAUUCGAAAUAAACAAAAAAUAUACAUAAAUAAAAUGUUUAGAUUGUGGACGCCAGAUAGCCAGACAUGGGGCUUAAGCAGUUGAAAAUAAUUAUUUAAAG